Molecule: messenger RNA, 1008 nt
Organism: Erigeron canadensis
Lineage: Eukaryota; Viridiplantae; Streptophyta; Magnoliopsida; Asterales; Asteraceae
Exons: 3
Coding region: 1-1008 (335 amino acids)
Source: RefSeq, a predicted model, not a curated record
AUGGGCGAGAAUGGACGAGCUUUGGCUGCCAUGGAAGGGAGAUCGCAGCGAGUUGGGACCGACGAGUUCAUAGCUCGCGGAGAGCUGAAGAAGACAUGGACCAAAAGUAGUAGCCUACCUUUUUUGCAAAGUGUUCUUGACGCGGUUGAAGACGACACAGCAAGCUCAACCAAAACCCGCGCCUACAUCGAGCGGUUUCGGGAACGAGCUUACGAAACGCUUAUGCAUGACUACAUUGUUGAAAACCCAAAGUUUGGCCCGGUUUGGUUUCGUGAAAGAUUUCAAAUGAGUCAAAGGUUGUUUUUAAAGAUUGUUAGUGAUAUUGAGCAAUGUUUCGUUUACUUUCAAGAGCGUGUAAAUUGGUCGGUGAGAAAGAGUUUAGUUGUCAUACAAAAAUGCACAUCCGCGGUGGAACAUCUUGGAACGGGCAACCCUCCAAAUAACUUUGAUGACUACUUGUGCAUGGCAGCGAGAACUUGUCGUGAAAGCCUUGAUCAUUUUUGCAGCGCGGUCAUCGAGUUAUAUCGUGACGAGUACUUACGUAGGCUGACUAGUCAUGAUAUUGCCCGGUUGUACGAAGCGCAUGAACGAAGACACAAGAUUCCGGGAAUGCUAGGAAGUCUUGAUUGGUCGCUCAACGUUAUCAAUGUUUUGAAUCAAUCAACAUUGUAUAUGAGAGAGCGAAAUUCGACGGCUCCUGACUCGUCUUUUACCGUAAACGACUGUCGUUACAAACGGGGAUACUAUCUUACCGAUGGAACCUAUCCUAGGUGGGCGACUCAUGUCAAGGCAACGCCAUAUCCGACUGAAAUAAAUGACAACAAGUUCAAGAAAGUUCAAGAAUCGGCAAGAAUGGAUGUAGAGCGAGCGUUUGGUGUUUUGAAAGGAAAAUGGGGGAUUUUGAGUCGGGCAAUGCGAGCGAUGACGGUCGACAAGAUUACUAACAUCGUGCACGCGUGUAUUAUAUUGCACAACAUGAUUAUAAAGGAUGAUGGAAGGACAAUAUAA